CUCACACACACCCUCUCACACACACCCUCUGUGUUUCAGUGUCAGCACGCAGUUUCAUCUCUCAGAGAAACUCUCAAAACUGAAGAUGGGGAAAAUUAACGGAUGCAUCAAAUGCCUCUUUAUCUACUUCAAUGUGGUGUUUGCACUACUCGCCUGUGUGCUGAUCUACCUAGCAGUGGAUGACACCGGCUUCAGCCGCCAGUUUACGGCGGUGGGGGCUCCGAGUCUGGUCUGGAUUUUGGUGUUUGCCCCCUGUGUCGUCGUCCUCUCUGUCUUUGGAAUCGUUGCCGCAUGCAUGGAGAAACAACUCCUCUUCAAAAUAUUUGCAGGUUUCAUGGUGGCGGGAAUGAUCAUCAUGCUGAUCUUUGGCAUUCUUGUCGUUGUCUCAAGAAACACGCUGAAGGAUUCUUAUGACACCGCGUCCCCUGAAGCGGCAAAGCCUUUCAUGGAAGAAGAAGCAAUGAGAUUGCUGCUAAUGCAACUCGAAGAGCGUGGCCACUGCUGUGGUGUGGUCAGCUCCAGCGACUGGGGAAACGACAUCCCUCAGUCCUGUGAGUGCAAGGACCAAUAUACAGGAUUCUCCAUUUCGACUGGAUGUAAACCCAAACCUGUGGGAGCCUCAGGCCCAGACGAGAUCUACGCGACGAGCUGCAGCAAUGUUCUCUUUGCGAUUUUGGACAUCAUCUUCCAGAUCUUUAUGGGCUUCUACUUCACGUUUGCAGUCCUCGCACUGCUGGGCCUGCUGAUGAGCAUCCUGAUGAUCCAUCAGAUCAGAAAGCACGACAGCGGAGGAUCGUCCAUGGCCAUGAAGACCUACUAGAGAAAGCUCCUCUCUUGACCUCUGACCUCUGACCUUUAACUGGAGGCCUUACUUUACCUUUCAUAUUAUAUCUUCUCCUGACAUGUGGUUCAGGAAAACUGCUUUUUUACUUUCAGCUUUUUGUACUGUGGAGAAUGUAACUUGAGUUGCAACAUUUUUUUUUCUUUUAAUCGCUCUUGUGUGUUUUGGUCGUUUGCUGUAUUAUAGUUAUAGAAUAGUGAUAUUGGUUAAACGUCAGGAACCAGGAGGUCUUCUGGAUCCAAUAAACCCAGUUCCCACGCUUUAUUUGUACGUUUUUUACCAUUUAAUUUGCAUAAACAAAAUUACUUGCCAAUUGCUUUCUUUUUUAACCUUUAACUCUAUGAAAAAUUACAAAUGAAGUGUCCAUAUCUAUAUUUCGAUGGUCAGUGAUUGUAAGACAUUUCUGAAGUUAUCAUUAGUAAACAGUUUAAGGUGAAUGUCGCCACCUACUGUCCAGAGUGUGUAACAUCAUGCCUGAAAGAUGAUUACUCUGAGGAUAAAACAAACAAACCUUUAUUCUAGAUAUUAAACCUGUAUUGUUGUGAUAUUUGAAUAAAGCCAUUCGGACCUGAA
Trematomus bernacchii (emerald rockcod) is the source of this 1414-nucleotide messenger RNA. Its product is annotated as 23 kDa integral membrane protein-like. The transcript has 9 exons. Lineage: Eukaryota; Metazoa; Chordata; Actinopteri; Perciformes; Nototheniidae. Gene Ontology annotation, cellular component: membrane. The coding region runs from base 86 to 820 and encodes 244 amino acids. The record is from RefSeq and is a predicted model, not a curated record.